Molecule: messenger RNA, 2627 nt
Organism: Symphalangus syndactylus (siamang)
Lineage: Eukaryota; Metazoa; Chordata; Mammalia; Primates; Hylobatidae
Product: claudin-10
Cellular component (GO): bicellular tight junction; membrane
Molecular function (GO): structural molecule activity
Source: RefSeq, a predicted model, not a curated record
AAAAAGUGAAGAAGGAUCAAAAUAUACUCACUGUGGACAAUGUGAAGAGUGUUCUCCAAAAUGCAUUUCCUCAUGCUAAUAUUUGGGAUAUUUUGGGAAUUCAUUCUAAAUAUGAUGAAGAAAGAACAUUCUAUGACUCCCAGCUACUUUCAGGGAUCCCCAGAUGUGUACAAAUGAGAGACUUUGAAGCUUAAGCUUCUUACUCUUCAUGAUAAACCCACUUCUGAUACACAAAUAGUAAAAUCAACCUUCGAGAAGGAGACCAGGGCUGUCUGGCCACCGAGGCAGGCUGUAGGUGUGCUGAACCCAAAUUUCUUCACCAUGGAGACCUAGGAGUUGCAACACUGGUGAAGGUUCUGGUCAAUACAGGGUUAAUUUUGCCCAGGCUCCAGAGACCACUGCUGAAGUGUGAAGGACAUAGGGCUGAGGAGGCUGGAGAAAGAAGAAUGAAUCUGCACAGGACCCUGCUCCUCUCAGGGAAGCAGAGGGAUCAUGGAAUGUAGUCUUCACUCCUGCCCCUGGAAGACUGGGUGCUUUGCUUCUGAGGAGAUAAAAGCCCAUUUAGACAAUUCUCAAUACACAUUGUUAAUAUUCUAUGAUUUCCUUUUUUCACAACAUUUUAUUUUUAAAAUUUGCAAGCCAGGGAAGUUGAAAGUCAUGUAAAGAACACCAGACACCUUCAUCCAGAUUCAACAAUUAUCCACAACACCUUGCCACCUUUGCUUUCUGUGUACUUACUCUUCUGAACCAUUUGAAAGUAAGCUGCGGUCCAGGUGUGAUGGCUCACGCCUGUAAUCCCAGCACUUUGGGAGACCAAGGCAGGCGAAUCACCUAAGGUCAGGAGUUUGAGACUAGCCUGGUCAACAUGAUGAAACCCCAUCUCUACUAAAAAUAAAAAUAAAAAAAUUAGUUGGGUUUGGUGGCAAGUGCCUGUAGUCCCAGCUACUCGGGAGGCUGAGGCAGGGGAAUUGCUUGAAUCCAGGAGAUGGAGGUUGCAGUGAGCCGAGAUUGCAUCACUGCACUCCAACCUGGGUGACAGAGUGAGACUCCGUCUCAAAUAAAUAAAUAGCAAAAAGAAAGGACUUAUCUACCAGAUAUUAGGACAUAUCAAGAAGCCAAAGUAAUAAAAUAGUGUGGGACUGGCAGAAGAAUGGAAAGAUAGCUUCACAGAUAUAUAUGAGAACUUAAUAUAAGAUGAAAACUGCAAUGAACCAAUGAGAGAAGGAGGGAUAGGUGGUGUGGAUAAAACUGGUUCAUUAUGUGGAAACAAAUAAAACUGAAUCCCUGUUUUACAUUACACAAAGAUGGACUCCAGAUGGAUUUAAGGCCUAACUAUGAAAGGUGUAUUUCUACAAUCGUGUCUGGAAUGCGUGGAGCCAGCUAUGUUUUGGAAUUCAAAAGUUUUCAAAUUUUAGAAAGGCCAUCCGAGCAUGAAACGCUGUCACCUACCCACAUCCACUGGCUGUGACGCUUGUCAAAGUGUUCUCUAUCAGCUGCAUGCCUAGACCACCAAAGCGUUCUGUCCGGACACUGUCACUGGAGAAGGCGGCGCGACAUGUCCAGGGCGCAGAUCUGGGCUCUGGUGUCUGGUGUCGGAGGGUUUGGAGCUCUCGUUGCUGCUACCACGUCCAAUGAGUGGAAAGUGACCACGCGAGCCUCCUCGGUGAUAACAGCCACUUGGGUUUACCAGGGUCUGUGGAUGAACUGCGCAGCCGGCGGCAUGGCUAGCACGGCUUCGGAGAUCAUCGCCUUCAUGGUCUCCAUCUCGGGCUGGGUACUGGUGUCCUCCACGCUGCCCACCGACUACUGGAAGGUGUCUACCAUCGACGGCACGGUCAUCACCACCGCCACCUAUUGGGCCAACCUGUGGAAGACGUGCGUUACCGACUCCACGGGCGUCUCCAACUGCAAGGACUUUCCCUCCAUGCUGGCGCUGGACGGUUAUAUCCAGGCAUGUAGAGGACUUAUGAUCGCUGCUGUCAGCCUAGGCUUCUUUGGUUCCAUAUUUGCGCUCUUUGGAAUGAAGUGUACCAAAGUCGGAGGCUCCGAUAAAGCCAAAGCUAAAAUUGCUUGUUUGGCUGGGAUUGUAUUCAUACUGUCAGGGCUGUGCUCAAUGACCGGCUGUUCCCUAUAUGCAAACAAAAUCACAACGGAAUUCUUUGAUCCUCUCUUUGUUGAGCAAAAGUAUGAAUUAGGAGCCGCUCUGUUUAUUGGAUGGGCAGGAGCCUCACUGUGCAUAAUUGGUGGUGUCAUAUUUUGCUUUUCAAUAUCUGACAACAACAAAACACCCAGAUACGCAUACAACGGGGCCACAUCUGUCAUGUCUUCUCGGACAAAGUAUCACGGUGGAGAGGAUUUUAAAACAACAAACCCUUCAAAACAGUUUGAUAAAAAUGCUUAUGUCUGAAAGAGCUCGCUGGCAAGCUGCAUCUUGAGUUUGUUAUAAAAGCGAACUGUUCACAAAAUGAUCCCAUCAAGGCCCUCUCAUAAUUAACACUCAAAACUAUUUUUAAAAUAUGCAUUUGAAGCAUCUGUUGAUUGUAUGGAUGUAAGUGUUCUUACAUAGUUAUAUACUAAUCAUUUUCUGUUUUGGCUUUCUAUAAAAAAUAAACAGGUUAUUUACAGGA